UCGGUCUCGUCUUGCCCUAAAAAUCAAGGCUGCUUACACCUAAAUAGAUUGUUAAAUCCCACGUACCGUAUGAGGAACAGCAUUUUUCUUCUUUCACUAAGUUUCUCGCUAAUUAUGGUUACAGGAAUAUAUCAUGUCUGUUCAGGUUGAGAAACCUCAGCUACAAACUCUGCUUCGCGAGAGAGUGUUUGUAGCAUGGGUGAAUUCAGCAGGAAAGCCUUUGACGCUGGGUUCUUGUUUGCAUCGUAACAAGCAGCGUCCUGAGUUUUAUAUGGAAGCAGGUUAUGAUAUGGAAGGACAUGUUCAUAUUCACUUUUCUCUCAUGGCGACUGUCAUGGUUGCCGGCGAAAGUCAACCACUGGAGAUGUUGUUCGUUGUUCCGCCAAACGCCAAUUUCGCAAAUGCCCCUAUGCCUCUAUCAAAACUGGACGCCGACGAUACACCACUCCCCAGCGACUCAUUUUUUCCCGACGCCUCUGCACUUCACGAAGCCGGCAUAAGCGAAUCGGCGCAUGUCAUCCUCGUGCCGUUCAACCUCACAGCGAAAGGAUUCGUCAUUAUGAAGAACACUUCUGCGACCGUUAGGCCCAGCAGCCACACUUCAAACCAAUUGAUUCGUAACCUUGAAUCUCUAUCUGAUAUGUCUCUCUUCAGCGUAUACAUUAGGCCGAGUGAUUACGCGCGGGAGGGUCUGAAAGAAAUUUGCAAGCGUUUAAGCAACACUGGUGUUGCCACACACAAAACUGACAUGAAGGAAAUGUACAUUCAACACGGGGGUAUGGUAGUGGAGUGGACUAAAUUUAGGUAUCGUCCUCGACAAGAAAGGCAACCGCCACCAUAUACCGGUAAUCCUGCUCUGCCAACACCGGAAGUGCAAGUUCCUCGGUCACCACCGAUCACACUCGAAAGGGAAGUGCUACCCGCCAAUACCAUCGAAGAGGUGAUUGCAGAGACACCAACCCGGUCUCCAGUUGACCCGAAUCCUGCACCGGUAUUACAUGGCAUUUUCUCUUCCAGUGCUGAGGUGCCAUCGGGCGACGAAGUGGAAGUGGGCGGUGUCGAGGAGGACUCGAUAUCCAUCGAAGGAGAGUUCGACGUGGACUCAGCCGAAGAAUAUCUCGCCAACUUGAGACCUCGAGAACUAAGUCAGCAAUCCAAAGACGACUUGGCAGUUCCAAAGAUACUUGAGUCGAAGCUUGUGGAGUGGCUAAACGGUGCUAUAACGAUAAGCCCAAUUGUUCACAAACACAAACGUUUAAUCACUAAGUUAUCAACUCUUGGUUAUUGUAUCCGUACAUCGAAUAUUAAAUUAUUUGAUGCUACAAUACCAUGGUGUUCUGCCUUAUUGUUCUAUGAUCCGCUCGAUUCCAACAAAGCUUUUGAAUCACAGGAGGAGAAAAACCGAUGGUUUAUUUCCGAUAUGGCCGAGCUAAUUAAAUGGGCUAACACAUUUCGCUAUGGUGUCGAGAUCAGCUCGCUAUUAAUCAAUGAUUUCGUGAAGCUAGGUAGUGCUGCUCGCAAACUUGCCCUGCGCCCUGGAUAUGAUAAAGCCGAGUACAACCAUCAGAAAUGUAUGUGCAUUACUCGUGUAUUGGUUCAAUUUGGAAAGAUUGGAAACAUUAGUGGGGAGAGUAUCGGGCCUGAUUCUCGAAAACGGGCUACCUUGGAAGCUACUGGCAGCACGUCUAAGCGAGCAAGAAAUAUCAUCUGAAAGACGAUUAGUUCUCUAUCUUUAAUUUCCAACCACUUUAGCCUCAUAUACUUUCAAUAUGAGAAACUCAUGAUCUUCUUGAUUUUUUGUUUCAUCGUGAGAUUUUUUUUGGUUUGGCAGACUUGUCCCAUCUGGAAAAAGUAGCCGAGGAAAAUAAGAUCUUACAUUUAUUGUCGUCCAUUGUGUACAGACAUCUUGUUCUCCAAAUUAGGGCAUUUUUAGCCAGCUAAUAGUAGUAGUAAAUACAUAA
Molecule: messenger RNA, 1961 nt
Organism: Sclerotinia trifoliorum
Lineage: Eukaryota; Fungi; Ascomycota; Leotiomycetes; Helotiales; Sclerotiniaceae
Source: the annotation of a GenBank genome assembly